CCAGCCCGGCACCACCAUGCUCGCCCUGGAGGCUGCACAGCUCGAGGCGCCUCACUUCAGUUGUCUGUACCCAGACGGAGUCUUCUAUGACCUGGACAGCUGCAGGCACCCCGGAUACCCAGACUCCGAGGGAGCUCCCGACUCCCUGUGGGGCUGGGCCGAGGCCCCCGCCGUGCCCGCCACCUACGAAACCUUGACCGGCCCGCCGCCUUCGGGCCCCCCCCAGGCCGCCCCGCUCUGCUACUCGGCCUUCAGCCCUGGGGGGGCGCUGGACACGGCCCCCAGCCUGGACACCCCAGGCCCUGGCUUCCCCGCGUACCCCACAGAGGACUUCAGCAGCCAGACCCUGGGCCCCCCUGCCUACGCCCCGUACCCCAGCCCCGUGCUCUCAGAGGAAGAAGACCUGCUUGAUAGCCCUGCCCUUGAGGUCUCGGACAGCGAGUCAGACGAGGCCCUCCUGGCCUGCCCCGAUGGGCAGGUGUCUGAGGCAGGGGCCCGCAAGAAGCUGCGCCUGUACCAGUUCCUGCUGGGGCUGCUGACGCGCGGGGACAUGCGCGAGUGCGUGUGGUGGGUGGAGCCGGGCGCCGGCGUCUUCCAGUUCUCGUCCAAACACAAGGAGGCGCUGGCGCGCCGCUGGGGGCAGCAGAAAGGCAACCGCAAGCGCAUGACCUACCAGAAGCUGGCGCGGGCGCUGCGCAACUACGCCAAGACCGGCGAGAUCCGCAAGGUCAAGCGCAAGCUCACCUACCAGUUCGACAGCGCGCUGCUGCCCGCCGCCCGCCGCGCCUGACCCGCGCCCCGCAACCGUGCCCCGCACCCGUGCCCCGCACCCGUGCGCGCCCCCCGGGCCCUGGACGCACGGACCCCACGCGUGGAGAGAGGGGCGCUGCCUCCAUCCCUAAGCCCUGCCUGGGGGACCCUUGGGAGCACCCCCCCCAUUGUGCCUGAGCCCCCCGCCCCCGGAACUGACCCCUGGAUCGUGCCUGCCUCCCCCAGCGGGACCCCUGCCCCAAUUUGUGCCAGAGGCCCCCCCCCCCCCCACCACCACCACCAAAUCAUGCCUGUGGCCCCUUC
Molecule: messenger RNA, 1074 nt
Organism: Erinaceus europaeus (western European hedgehog)
Lineage: Eukaryota; Metazoa; Chordata; Mammalia; Eulipotyphla; Erinaceidae
Gene: SPIB
Product: Spi-B transcription factor
Biological process (GO): cell differentiation; regulation of transcription by RNA polymerase II
Cellular component (GO): nucleus
Molecular function (GO): sequence-specific DNA binding; DNA-binding transcription factor activity, RNA polymerase II-specific
Source: RefSeq, a predicted model, not a curated record